UGCUACUCAAUUAGGUUUUUAGCACAGCCCCACUCUCAAUUUUCCCCCCUAUCUUCCGAAUCUCUGACAGUAGUACCCGCUUGAACACCAGUGCUAUAUAUAGAGAUGGGGACCAAAGCAAAAAAGAAAUCAAUUGUGAAGAAUUUGAAGAAGGCGUCUGCGCAAUUCUCCACUUCCAAAGGCGACAGUCCUGAUUUUGUGCCGUUGGAGGGUGGUCCAGCGCGGAAGAUCCCGAAGAUUGAAGACAGAGAAAAUAAAGCAACUGUGUUGUAUAUUGGAAGAAUCCCACAUGGAUUUUAUGAGAAUGAAAUGGAAGGUUUCUUUAAGCAAUUUGGUACAAUCAAGAGACUCCGAAUAGCAAGGAAUAGGAAGACAGGUAAAUCGAGGCAUUUUGGAUUCAUUGAAUUUGAGUCUCCCGAGGUUGCAAAAGUUGUUUCAGAAUGCAUGCAUAACUAUCUUUUGUUUGAGCAUCUGUUGCAAGUUCAUCUUGUUCCUCCUGAGCGUGUUCAUCUGAAGCUAUGGAAAGGUGUGGCCCACCGGUACAGACCCUUGGAUUGGGUUAAAAUUGAAAGGAAGCAUCAUGACAAGGAAAGGACCUUGGAAGAGCACAAGAAAUUGGUAGAAAGAAUUAUGAAAAGGGACCGGAAGAGGCGAAAGAGGAUUGAGGCCUCCGGCAUCGAUUACGAUUGCCCGGAAAUUGUUGGAAGCAACCAGCCCACCUCAAAGAAGAUUAGGUUUGAUGCAGAGUAGGCUUUCAUGGGAAUCCAGAAGUAUGCAUGCCUUUUUGAGGUUGAAUAUUUGUUUCCUUGCUACUGUUUCCUCUUCGAGUGCAUGUUUAGUAAGUACUAGAUUGUAUUUGAAGUGUUAUGAGCAAGAUUUUAUCUUCUUUUCCCCUUAAAACUUCCAGUACUUGCGAUCUCAAAACCAACCAUGCCACAAGUGUAGAGUAGCCAAAAGAUUAGUCAAAUAGGUGGCUCUUUAAGUAUACUGAAGCUUAUAUCAAUGUUAGGGUACUCCUUAGUUUGGUUAUUGUUGUGAACUUCAUUUGCUUCCUAUCUUUGUAUGAACAGAUUGGAUUUAGAUGAUGUUUAAUUUAAACGGUCAGAUGCAGCUAUACUAGUUAACUUUUGACAACA
Olea europaea var. sylvestris is the source of this 1136-nucleotide messenger RNA. RefSeq lists its product as uncharacterized. The record is from RefSeq and is a predicted model, not a curated record. Gene Ontology annotation, molecular function: RNA binding. Gene Ontology annotation, cellular component: nucleolus. Gene Ontology annotation, biological process: maturation of LSU-rRNA from tricistronic rRNA transcript (SSU-rRNA, 5.8S rRNA, LSU-rRNA). The transcript has 9 exons. NCBI's taxonomy places the organism in Eukaryota, Viridiplantae, Streptophyta, Magnoliopsida, Lamiales, Oleaceae. Bases 106 to 750 code for a protein of 214 amino acids.